GGGCCCCGUUCCUUAUUUAAGGUUCCUUAUGACGAACGGACAACACGCACCCAUACCCAUAGGGGGGUCGUUGGGAGGAGGACUGGCUAUGGGUUAUGGGUGCGGGUUGUCGGACCCUGGGGAACGCUCCCGCUCGAGCGGGGACCCCCAUCCGACAACGCGCACCCAUGGCCCUCUCCGAUCCCCCUAUGGGUAUGGGUGUGUGUUCUUGGUUCAUCAUCCUUAGGCCAACGCCCCGACUGCACCAGCCAUGCGCCCGCUCGCGCUCCUCGGCGAGGUGCUCGCGCUCCGCCUGGGCGCGCGGGCGCUGACGCUGGGCCGGCGGGACGCCGGCCCGCGCGGGGCGGGGGCCGCCUCGGGGCCGCCGGGCGCCUGCCCGGCGGCUCUGGGGCUGCCGGACUGCCCGCGGCGCGGCGGCGCGGACCCUGACCCUGGCGCGGACUCCCCCAGUUGCCUCGACUACGACCUUCUGGCCGAGGACAUGGGCGAGCUGGGCUUCGGCGGCGAGGGCUGCGCGGAGGCGGCGCAGAGUAUGCGCGCUCGCGCGCGAGGCAACCCCCUGGCCAACAGGCCCGUCGACGGACAGGUGCCUCGCGCCAACGUGUCUCAUUCAAAGCCAGUGGUCUGGGUCCACGUACACAAGUCCAUGGGAACUUUCAUCUAUUCGAUGGCACUCCUGAACCACGAGAACGUUGUCCGGCCGAGCUUCAACGGGAACUGGUGGCCGUUCGACACGCCCGAUGCAGUAUGGAGGGGAAAGGCGACGCAUGCCGACUGCUCAAAGAGAUCUGAGUAUUUCGCUUGGUCGAAUGUCACCUGGGCUCAAAUUGAGCAUGUAGUGGACGACUACAAUCUAUGCCACGAAGACUUUAAUUACGGAACUCUUCUCCGAGAUCCAAACGAACUAGCUAUCUCCAAGGCGAGCAUGGAAAAGUACACACUAGAGGAGACGAUUGCAUCUUUGAAUUGCCUCAAGGGGGUGGGGGAAGCUGGUCCUGAUCUGACCCAUGCUUGCGACCGUACAACUCCCUCUGGGAAAGCGACAUUGUGGUGGUUUUUCGACAACUUCCUCGUCCGGACGCUCGGCGGUCAUUCAGUUUGGUCGCUCCCUGCAGGGGGUGUUACCGAGGAGCAUGCGCACAAGGCGAUAGAGCGCUUGUCGAAGUUCGAGGUCGUGAUGUUUGCGGCGGACUUCGAAGAUAAGCGAUAUCUCGAGACCGCGAUCGGUUGGCGCCCAGAGUUCUUCGAUAAGGCAUACAAGAGGCCUUCUACUCACGUGGCCGAGCUGACCGACAAACAGAAGGAUCAAGCCAGGCUCGCCAACAGGUUCGACUACAUGGUUUACGACCACUUCAAGAGGAUCCCAAUGCGGAGGCGCGUGAAGAAGUUCCAAUGAUCUUAUUUGAUCGUACGUUUCUCUGCUCAGCGAGCGUUUUGCGCGUUGUGCGCGUUUGGCGUUUUCUCUUGGCGAUUGCCGCGCUUUUGGCUCGGUGACCGCCUUGCGUCUGUUUCGCCGCAUAGCCGACCAUCGCUCACUUCGCACUGUGAGAGCUGAGACCGAAA
This is a messenger RNA of Prorocentrum cordatum, 1563 nucleotides long. Lineage: Eukaryota; Dinophyceae; Prorocentrales; Prorocentraceae. The record is from the annotation of a GenBank genome assembly.